Messenger RNA from Pygocentrus nattereri (red-bellied piranha), 5869 nucleotides. It is a transcript of the gene iars2, whose product is annotated as isoleucyl-tRNA synthetase 2, mitochondrial. Bases 145 to 3237 code for a protein of 1030 amino acids. NCBI's taxonomy places the organism in Eukaryota, Metazoa, Chordata, Actinopteri, Characiformes, Serrasalmidae. Gene Ontology annotation, molecular function: aminoacyl-tRNA deacylase activity; tRNA binding; ATP binding. Gene Ontology annotation, cellular component: cytosol. Gene Ontology annotation, biological process: isoleucyl-tRNA aminoacylation. The transcript has 24 exons. The record is from RefSeq and is a predicted model, not a curated record.
GAAACAAUUGCUGAGAACCGUAGCGUUCCGCUCCGGAGAGGUCGUGUAAACAGUUCCUCGUGUUUCCGCCCGGUGAUGAUUUAAACGCUAAAUCCGCGUUUUAUCCGCUCCGAGUUCCGCUUAGGGCGACAAGUCGGUGUCCUGAUGCUGCUGAGGCGCUUAGGGGCGCUCGGUGGGGGCGCGGCGCGGUGCGGGCUCUCUCUGCGGAGAGUGGCUCCGCUCCGGCCCGCUCUCUCCUUCACCCAGAGUCGCGGCCGCGCUGCCGCUCCGCCCGGAGACGAAGCUCAGCCAGCCGGCAACCACCGACACACCGUGCUGCUGCCCCGAACCAGCUUCCCAAUGAAGCUCGCCGGCCAGGAGCUGCUGGAGCGGGAGCUGCAGAUCCAGCGGGAAUGUGCCUUCGACCAGCUGUAUGCCUGGCAGAGAGAGAGGAAGGCGAAGAAGGAGUUCUGUCUUCAUGAUGGACCUCCCUAUGCUAAUGGAGAUGCUCAUGUUGGUCACGCUCUCAACAAGAUUCUUAAAGACGUCCAUAAUCGUUUUGAAAUGCUGAGAGGGAGGAAGGUGCACUACGUCCCGGGCUGGGAUUGCCAUGGACUGCCCAUCGAGCUGAAGGCCCUGGGGGAGCUGCAGACCAAAGAAUUGACCCCUCUACAGAUCAGACAGAAAGCACGAGAGUUUGCAGAGGGGGCAAUAGCGCGUCAGCGGGCGGCGUUCCAGCGAUGGGGUGUGAUGGCUGACUGGCAGAACUGCUACUACACCUUUAACGGGCAGUAUGAGGCUGCGCAGCUGCGGGUCUUUGAGGACAUGCACAGCAAGGGUUUGAUUUAUCAGGACUACAAGCCUGUCUUCUGGUCUCCUUCAACCAGGACGGCGCUGGCAGAGGCUGAGUUGGAGUAUAACACUGAGCAUGUGAGCAAGGCUGUAUACGCUACUUUCCCCCUGACCACACUGCCAUCUAAACUAGCGUCAAGCUUAGGGGCUUUGGGUAAAGUAUCUGUGCUGGUGUGGACAACACAGCCGUGGACAAUACCGGCUAACCAGGCCGUCUGCUUCAUGCCCAAAGCCCAGUACUCUUUGGUGAAGAGAACAGAUAAUGAGCAGCUCCUCCUAGUGGCCACUGAGAGAAUUGCCAGCCUGACCUCUGCACUGGGCACUGACAUGCAGAGCCUGGCCACAUUCAUAGGGUCUGAUCUGGAGGGUGGAGUCUGCCAGCAUCCCACCAUCUCUGGCAAAGAGGUGCCACUAUUGCCAGCUAAUCAUGUGACCAUGGCCAAAGGUACCGGAUUGGUCCACACUGCUCCUGCCCACGGCAUGGAGGACUACAGCGUGGCCACUCACUUCAACCUGCCUGUGGAGUGUAUAGUAGAUGAGGAGGGGAGGUUUACAGAGCUGGCUGGUGCUGAACUACAGGGGCAGUGCGUGCUUAAGGAAGGCACUGCUACAGUUAUAUCUAUGCUGCGUGCUGCCGCCGCGCUGGUGAAAGAGGAGGAGUGUGUGCACAGUUACCCGUACGACUGGAGGAGUAAGAAGCCAGUGGUCAUCAGAGCCAGCAAACAAUGGUUCAUAAACACAGCCAACCUCAAAGACAAGGCCAAGGAAGUGCUGCAGAAGGUGCGGGUAAUGCCGGAGUCCGCGAGGGCCAGUCUCUUAGCCAUGCUGGACAGACGGACGUACUGGUGUAUCUCCCGCCAGAGGAGCUGGGGCGUUCCUAUACCUGUGUUCUACCACAAAGAGACGAGACAGCCACUCAUAAACAAGCACACAGUGGCUCACAUAGCCAAGGUAUUUGCGGAGAAAGGAAGUGACAGCUGGUGGGAGGAGCCUCUAGAAACGCUACUUCCUCCAGAUGUGCUCAAGAAGAGUAAAGCAGGUGCAGUGACGGAUUAUGAGCGUGGGGAAGACGUACUGGACAUCUGGUUUGACAGUGGAACGUCCUGGGCUGCUGUUCUACAGGUGGGAGAGGAAGAUGACAGAGCUUCAUCUACAAAGACUAAACGAGGGUGGUUCGGCCUCUCCAGUGCAACAAAACAAGAGGCUGACCCGCGUGCAGAUGUGUAUGUGGAGGGGAAAGAUCAGCUUGGUGGCUGGUUCCAGUCUUCUCUCCUAACUAGCGUGGCUGUGCGUAACAAAGCACCUUACAAGGCACUGGUAGUCCACGGCUUUGCGGUCAGUGAGAAAAGAGAGAAGAUGUCCAAGUCUCUGGGAAACGUGGUGGACCCUGACAUCGUCAUCCACGGAGGACCGGACCUGGCAGCAUCUCCUGCUUAUGGUGCGGACGUGUUGAGGUGGUGGGUCGCAGAGUCCAAUGUGUUCUCUGAAGUCCAGAUUGGCCCUAAAGCACUGAACUCGGCCAGAGAGAGCGUUAACAAGCUGAGGAACACUCUGAGGUUCUUGCUGGGGAACCUGCAAGGUUUUGACCCUCGCACUCAAACUGUUGAUUCCAAGGACAUGUACUACAUCGACCAGUACCUGCUGCACCUGCUCAGGGAAUACAGCAUCAAGGUGACCGAUGCCUACAAUGAGUUUGACUGUGGUCGAGUGAUCCGUCUUCUCCAGGCCUUCAUCACCAGAGACCUGUCUAACUUUUAUUUCAGCAUCAUCAAAGACAGGCUGUAUUGUGAUGCAGAGAACUCUGUGGGAAGGAGGUCAUGUCAGACGGCUCUAGAGGAGAUUCUGGACGGUGUGACACGGUCCAUCGCACCCAUCCUGCCUCACCUGGCCGAAGAGGUGUACCAGCACGCACCUGGGCAUGAUGACGGUGAGACGCUUUUCCGGAGCGGCUGGAUUAAAAGCAGUUCAGUGUGGCGGAAGCCAGGAUUGGAGGAGGCAGUUGAGGGGGCGUGUGCUAUCAGAGACUCUUUCCUAUCCUCAAUCCCAGGACGCAACGCAGUGGAAUAUGAUCUCACUAUCGCCGUUGAACCCGGCCUUCUCUUCGAGCUCAUGGAGUCUCUGCAGGAGGAGCCCACCUCUACCUCGUCUCAGCUGACGGAGCUGAUGAUGGCAUCUCGCACCACGCUGACCAGCGCGCUGCCCAGGGACUUACCCUCUGACACCAUCACCAACAACGGGAGCUUCCUCAUCAACCUGGAGGGUGGCGUUAUCCGUGAGGACAGUGCAUACACUAUAGCAGCGGUCCCCAUCUCUCUCUCCCGCUGUCCUCGGUGUCGCCGCUACACAUCGGACACCCCCGAAUGCCUUUGUCCACGAUGCCAAACUGUCCAUGGACAACCCCAGUAAAUGCCUCACGUCGCCACGACGACCACACAGCAACUGCUUCGCCUGAUCUGCCUGCGGCAAUCUGUGUAAAGCGAGGACUUCAGUGGACCAAUGAGGACUGGAACUCUCCUUAUGGACUGUUCUUGAUGUGGAGCUGGAUGAGGACACGGGCGAGUGUUUGAGUAAUGCUGGAUUUGUGUACAUACGGUUAUGAACGCUAUACGCUGGACUAUGUAAGACUGAGGCCACCUGAAAAAAAUGAUAUCUGAGGCUGUUUGUUUGGGCAGUGAAGCUUUAUUUUCUUGGAAAAACACUAUUAGAUUUAAUACAAAUAAACAGUAAUGAAAUGAUUUGAUUUUUAUUGGUAUGUUACCUUAACUAUUCCCAGAUCUCUCAUAGAGACUGUAACUAUUGAUAAAUUCUCGAUGCUUAUUACUGUAUUGUUUAUUUGUAUUUAGUAUUUAGUCUAGUGCUUGCACGAGUAAAUCACACUGCCCAGAUUUUAUUUUAUUUUAAAGAUGCUUUGUGAUGCAUUUUAAAGGGCCCAUAGCAUGGAAACGUAUAUUUUGCUCUUUGGUUUUUUUGAGUUUGCUGUAGGUAAACAUUGUCAUUUAAAAAACAUACCGUUCACUCUAUAGUUCGUUUUUAGCUUGUUGUCACUAAAUCCAACACACACACACUUUCUAAGCCGCUUCUCCCUCAGGGGGGCGGGGGGUGCUGGAGCCAAUCCCAGUGGCCAUCGGGUGGUGUAUUUACACUUUUCUGCUAAUACAGCCUACAGCCGUUUAGCCCCGCCCAUUCACACUUAAGUUAUUGUGUGUCAGCCCAGCCUUCCCCUUAAAUGAUGUGCGUUCAGCCAAUCAGAAUAUAAGUAAUUUGCAUGUCACUGGCUGUUUACAGGCAAAGAUUUUUGCCAAUCUGAUUGAAUACAUUCUGAUUACAGAGCCAGACUGAGGUGUUUUUGCUCACUCUACUCGACAGUCUGAUGAAAAUCUUUAUAUGCUCUCUACAAGUAAUCUAGUUCAAAAUGACAUGCAUGUGUGGAGAACCACUUGGAGUAAAUGUUAUCGUGACAACGAACAUCACGUGAGUCCAGUCAGAGUGAGAUGAGCAGCAGUGAGCAGCGCUUUUAAUUUUGUUAAUAUGUCUCAGAAAAAUGUACCUCGCAUGUCCUUAUUAAAGAAGGCCGAGAGGAAGACGUCGUGUUCUGAGACGCAUAAGCUGGACGUCCGUCCCACCGCCGUCUUUUAAAGAUCAGAGCGUGAGCUUCGUCUCCUCUGCAGACCCGUUUCUGCUCCGCCUUUCACUAUGGCACGACGCACAUGAUCAGAACGGACUACAGGCGUUCACACAGCUAUCAUUCUUCUAUUGAACAUUAAUUACCCACCUCACUCAAUCAGAUAGAAAUUGUAUUCCAAAUGGCCUCAAUCAGACUAGACUAUUCCGAUUGAAGUGUAUACAUGGACUAUAUCGAUUGCGCUAUUAGUCGGAUUAUUAACAGAUUAUUAGGCUGAAUGUGUAAACAUGGCUAGUCUUAAGGGAACAGUCCCAUGAAUCUAAGGGAUAAAGAAAUGUUGGAAAAUGGUCGUGUACAAAUUGUUUUUGGUACAUAAAACCACAAACGUAAGAAGGCAAUGGGCCCUUAAUUCUAUUUUGAAGAGAACAUCUGCACAAAAUCCAGCAUUACUCACACGGACCCACAACUGAAAUGGUCUCCGCUGCUACAUGUGGACAGAACACAGGGUUUGGAAGUAUUUAUUGAGGAGGUACCAUUAACAAAGGCACUAUUUUGACUUGAGAAAGUGGCUCAAAAGUGAAGUCCUGACCAGUCCAGUUUGGCAGAAUGUACAUACGUGUCUGUCCGUGGGUGUGUAUGUGGGCAGGGUAGUGGGUGUGUCUGAGAGAGACAGACGUUAGGAUGCAGAAUAAAGGGGACGUUACUGCCGCCUGAGUUUUAUACUUUAUUUUAUUGAGAUUAUUUCUAAAGCCAUGGGCGACAGCCUCCUGUGUGUCCUUGUGUUCUCAGAAAGAAGAAGUGAUUACUGAGUGAAGCUGUUAAUGAGAAAACGCUGUGCUUGUCUGCUCUUCCUUAUAUGCAAACCAGAUUCAAUAAAAGGCACACAUGAAGGAUGUAACAUUUUCAACGUAUCAUAUGGGUCUGUUGCUAGAAACAGCUGCAAUUAUGGGAUGAUCUCAGGUGGGCCAUGUCUCUUGUGAUCUUGCAACAAGAAUACAAGUCUGGGGACAAGCUGUUAUACUUCGGGUGCUGUAUUUUGCCAGUUAUGUUGGCUUUUAAACCUGCCCUCAAAUUCCUCUAGUCUGUACUCCUUUAACAUCCAGACCGCAAACAGAGCCAAUUUAUGGGAACCCCGAACUGUGAGAGCUUCUUCAAUGAAUGGGAGUAAAUAGAGUUUAAUGGCUAGAAACUAAAUCUUAAGCGUUUCUAUUCAUUUCUGAGGGACGCUCCUUUCAAUUUUCAGAAAGUAGGAUUUAUUCCAUUUAAAAAAACAAAUAUAACUUGGCAUUAUCUCUGGUUUUCUACAGCAAAGAGGUUUUGGGCUGCAGGACUAGUGCUGAUUAAUUGGCGAGCCGCUCUGCCUGCUGGCCGAGUAAAUCAGUUCACAUGAAAGUCAUGAAUGUUACUGUGAGAAGU